AUGGGUGUCCCCAAAGUCAAACGGAAAAAGACCUUCACCGGGUGCUGGACUUGCCGAGCCCGUAAAGUGAAGUGUGAUACCACCAAACCAGCUUGCAAUCGAUGCAAGAAAGCAGGAAUAGAAUGUGACGGUUACGAUAUCAAACUACGAUGGUCCAAACCCCUCAAUUUUCAUCGUGAUGGCACCCCAGUGGCAGAAAACAAUUCGAAUUUCACCGGGACCAACGAAGAAGAAGGCUCGAAAAACGGGGCAAACAAUGGGUACUUCCAGCGAAGAAAUGUCGAGUUUGUCAAAUACCCCAAAGGAAUGGUCUACAUAAUGUACGAAGAUAUGGAUAAGGACCUCUCGAUUUUGCAUUCUGCCGUCAAUCUCCAGCCUUACGAAACUAAAAAAUUGGGCCCGUUCGGGGUAUUUAUGGGCGAUGAGAAACUAAAGAGAAAGAAUCAACGAUCUUCCAAUAAGAACGACCUGAAGAGGAAGAAACUCGAAUCCCUCGAUUCUCAAAAAUCCCCGGCUAAAUUGUCAGAUCCUUUGGAUAGACUCGCGAGAAAUUCCAUCUCCAACGACACUGACAUAAAUGGCACACCGCUCCCCCCACCACCAGAAUCGCAACACAAAUUAUCCUCCCCAAACUCACAACCUCAAAAUAACUUCUUUGUCAAUCAUUCGGAUAAUAAUGAAUUUGGGACAUUGUUUGCAGAUUCUUUUGGCCCCAGUAUGACCUUAUUUGAACAACCAUCAACCUCUCAAAUUAAUCAUCAUCAUCAUCAUCAUCAUCAUCAUCAUAAUUUGUACCGACAACCAUCCCAACAUCAUCAUCAUAAUAAUAAUAAUACUAAUACUAAUACUAAUAAUAUUAAUAAUAAUAAUGACGAUAAUAAUAAUAAUAAUAAUAAUAAUAAUAACGAUAAUAAUAAUGAUAAUAACUCCCUUAAUAACGUAUCACUUCCGUCAUACGAAUCCCAACAAGUGCCAUUUGUACGACAUCCCCAAAGUUUUGGAUAUCCUAAUCAUUCUGAAACCCUUCCCCUUCAUCAAAAUAAUAAUAGCAUCCAUACCGGGUUAACCAGUCACAAUAACCUUGAAUCAACCGAUCAUCACUACGAAGAUGAAGCGCAUUCGACAAAUAAUAAUUUCAGUGAGAUUCUUGCGCCGCUGUACGAUGUUAUAAACUUCAAUACCACCAAUAUCAAUAAUUCCAAUGAUAAUAUCAACCCCCAUGAUGCCACUCUCAACCCCCAUGAUACCAGUUUUCCCGUCAGUAAUGGCAUGGAGGUCAGUCGACUCAUUAAUGGGACCACAACCACAACCACCACCGCCACUCCGGUCACUCAACGAGCCCCUCACAAAUCAGAAAAUAAAUCGAAAACUCGAUCGCUCAAAGAAAUUGAAAGUAUUUACUGUAACAAUUCAGAAAAUUCCGGGUUUAAUUCCGGGUCGUUAUUCGUUAGACCCAUGAGUAUGGAGGACUCGAGCGCUCCGUUUGUCCCCCAAGGUUACGAUCUGGUAUCGACAGAAGUUCUUGUUCCUUUACCUCUUACCAGACUCCUCAUGUCGAACUAUGUUCACCACGUUGCCGAUCUCAUGACGGUGCUUGUGCUUCCUCGCAACCCUUGGAAAACCAUUUACGUUUCCAGAGCGUUCAAGGCGAUUGGUGAUGUGUUGGCGGUUGGGUACAGUGAUCUGUCCAAUCAUUGUACUUUGAACGCCAUCAUUUCGGUGUCGGCAUUUUAUUUCAGAAACAAGUUUCAACUGGGAACCGAACCUUACAGAUAUUGGAACGUCGUUGGCUACAGUGCAAGAAACACCGCCAAAGAUUUUUUGAACGAUAGUAUCGAACAUGAUUUAUACCAACAAAAAUACAAAGACGUGUUGGUCAGUAUCUUAUCGAUGAGUACCAUCGAUGUGGCCAGUGGGUCGAUGAAAUCCUGCAAAGCUUAUUUGGAUCUAUGUGAAGAAUUCAUUGGCAAUAGAAUGAAAAAAAAUCGGAAAUUAUCUCCAAAGGCCAAAACGUUACACAGAAUUUUCUCGUUCCAUAAGUGUAUUGAAGAAUCCACCCAGAUUUUCCCGACUUCCGAUACCAAAGAACAUCCAUUUUUCGAACUUCUGAGGUUUGAUUUGGACGGUACUUCGGGGAUUUCCGCCAAAGAUGAAAGUAUCGAGGAGUUAAGGCCUCGUACUUUCGACCCAAAACUUAAUUAUGAUUCGAUUUCCUAUUAUAAUACUAACACCCUAUUCGAAGACAUUGAAAGCGAUAUUGCGGGGUCGCUGUUCAAUUCUGAUGUCGUUGCCAACCCUAAACCGGCGUCGGGGAUCACGACAUUUAGAGAAAAGAUCAAUGAUAAAGGCCGUGUUUCUAUUGAAUUGCUCGUUAACAGUAAUCAUGGGUCGCCGAUGCUUGCCCCGCAAUCUCCGAAAUUCAUCGAAGCGGCUAAUGAGAAUUUUGCGUUACUGCCAAAAUACCAUCCACGAUACGAUGAUGAAUACGAUGCUGACGAUAUUCCGUUGCACAGGAGUUCGGUAUCUCGGGCAUUGAAGACAAAAUCCGACACCUCGUCGUUUUCCACCGAUGAGUUAUUUGGGUUACCGAAUUCGAUCAUCAAGUUGUUUGGGCUGAUGGUCGAAUUGUUCAAAUUGAAAAUCAAAGUGUUGACCCAGGUUUGGCACGAUCGUAAUAAGGGGCAAAAAUUGGAGGACUCCACCGUCGACGAGAUUGGGAAAUUCAAGUACGAAGCUGCGAAAUUCGAAAAAGCGUUGAACGCUUGGAAAUUGGAGUGGAGUUUAUUCAAGUACGACAGAAACCACGAGAAAGAGUACCAAACCGCCACCCACAAAGCGAUUUAUUUCCAUAUUUUGUCAUUUAAGGACGGGAUUUCCGUGUACUUUUACCGAAUCAUCAAGCACGUUCCGUACCAUGAAGUCGAGCCGUACAUCACCAGUUGUAUGAAUAAUUUGAUGGAGAUUGGCAAGAUUCUCACCAGUAAUAAGGCGGUGAUUGUGCCAAUUUUCUGGCAAGCGUUCAUUGCCGGAAGUGAGGCCAAUACUCCUGAAUUGCAGCAAAAGUUUGCUGACUGGUGUCUUCGGAUGGGGACCAUUGGGAUCAAUAAUUAUUCUGUUAGUUACCAGUUGUUGAAUAAGAUUUGGGAAGGAAAGAAAAGGGUCGGGGAUGACUUUACUUGGAUCCAUGCAAUUAGAGAUUAUGAUGUUACAUUGAUGUUGACUUGA
This is a messenger RNA of Saccharomycopsis crataegensis, 3225 nucleotides long. RefSeq names its product Zn(II)2Cys6 transcription factor. The record is from RefSeq and is a predicted model, not a curated record. Gene Ontology annotation, molecular function: DNA-binding transcription factor activity, RNA polymerase II-specific; zinc ion binding; RNA polymerase II cis-regulatory region sequence-specific DNA binding. Gene Ontology annotation, cellular component: nucleus. The transcript has a single exon. The coding region runs from base 1 to 3225 and encodes 1074 amino acids. Gene Ontology annotation, biological process: positive regulation of transcription by RNA polymerase II. NCBI's taxonomy places the organism in Eukaryota, Fungi, Ascomycota, Saccharomycetes, Ascoideales, Saccharomycopsidaceae.